AUGGGAAAUCAAUGCCAAAAUGGAACCUAUGGGAGCAAUUACAACAACUACAACCACUUUCAGAAGGAGCCUUUGGCUUCUAGGUACUACGAUGGGGACGAUUCUGAGGAUUGCUACUCAGGGCCAUCUAGGUCGAGUAUAGCGGAUCUUAUGCGGCAAGGACUGAGACGAACCUUAACGUCCAUCUCUGUCCUUGGUCGAAAGACUCCUAAUGUAACAGAGCAUUAUACCCUCGGCCGGCAGCUUGGAGAGGGUCUCACUGGGACAACCUACCUCUGCACCGAGAUCAGCACUGGUUGUCAGUAUGCAUGCAAGUCCAUCUUGAAGACAAAGUUCCGGAACAUGCAAGAUAUCGAAGAUGUGCGCCGUGAGAUCCAGAUAAUGCACUACCUUUCAGGCCAAAAUGAUACAGUCACCAUCAAGGAUGUGUAUGAGGAUGAGGAGGCCGUGCACAUUGUCAUGGAGCUCUGUGAAGGUGGUGAGCUAUAUGACCGGAUUAAGAAGGGGAAUUACAGUGAGCAGAAGGCUGCAGAUCUUAUAAGAAUUAUUGUUGGCAUCAUAGAGAACUUCCAUUCACUUGGUGUGAUGCACCGGGAUCUCAAGCCAGAAAACUUCCUCUUACAGGAUAAAGACGAUGAUUUGUCAAUAAAAGUAAUUGACUUUGGUCUCUCUGUGUUCUUCAAACCAGGUGAGGUUUUCACUGAAACAGUUGGAAGUCCAUAUUAUAUUGCUCCAGAGGUAUUGCAGAAGCAUUAUGGACCGGAGGCUGAUGUAUGGACAGCUGGAGUGAUACUCUAUGUAUUGCUAAGUGGCGUGCCACCGUUUUGGGCAGAUACACAUGAAGGUGUACUUGACAAAGUGCGGGAUGGGCAUUUUGAUUUUGAAUCAGACCAGUGGCACAGGAUUUCAGACAGUGCAAAGGAUCUUAUAAGAAAAAUGCUAUGCCCCUGUCCAUCGGAGAGAUUGAAAGCCCAUGAAGUUCUAAAGCAUCCUUGGAUAUGUGAUAAUGGAGUGGCUACUCAUCAAACUCUAGAUCCAACUGUUCUUUCUCGUAUCGACAAAUUAUCUGCAGCGAAUAAAUCAAAGAAAUUGGCUCUACAGGUUAUUGCUAAGCAUCUUUCAGAAGAGGAGAUUGGUAGGUUGAGAGGAAUGUUCAAGGCAGUGGACAAUGGAAACAGUGGUGCGAUUACUUUGGCUGAGCUUAAAGAAGGGUUGAGGAAAUGUGGCUUAGUGUUUAAAAAUAUUGAGAUUAGUGAUAUCAUGGAAGCGGAUGAUUAUGACAACAACAUCAAUAUCAAUUGGGAAGAGUUUAUUGCUGCAACAGUGCCCCUAAUUAAAAUAGAACACAAAGAAUAUUUGACGGAAGAUUUUACAUAUUUCGACAAAGAUGGAAGUGGUUAUAUCACUGUCGACGAGCUUCAAAAGGCUUCCAUGGAACACAAGAUGGAAGAUACUUUCCUUGAGGACAUCAUUUACGAGGUCGAUCAAAACAACGAUGGCCGGGCCAACUAUGGUGAGUUCAUCACAAUGAUGCAAAGCGAUAACUCUGGACUGAGGGAGGCACCUGAAGUUUACUGA
Messenger RNA from Miscanthus lutarioriparius, 1578 nucleotides. Lineage: Eukaryota; Viridiplantae; Streptophyta; Magnoliopsida; Poales; Poaceae. The record is from the annotation of a GenBank genome assembly.